Malus domestica (apple) is the source of this 581-nucleotide messenger RNA. The record is from RefSeq and is a predicted model, not a curated record. NCBI's taxonomy places the organism in Eukaryota, Viridiplantae, Streptophyta, Magnoliopsida, Rosales, Rosaceae.
GCCACACAUCUCAACUUCCAGUCUUUUGUGGCACAAACACUCUGACUUUUAGAGAGAGAGAGAGAGUGUGUGUGUGUGUGUGUGAGAGAGGAGAGAGAGGCUCAUGGUUGCCAUCUGCGGUCGAAUCCAUCUUUCGCCAAACCAUGGAUUCAAUCUCAACAAAUCAGGUGAUAAACAUUAUUUUCAUAGACAAAGUCCAAAUCGGAGCAUCUUGAUGACAGCAUCGAGCACCAGGCUUGGCACAGGUGGUGGGGUGUUAGACAAGCCAACCAUAGAGAAAACAACUCCUAGUCGUGACUCUGAGUUUGACGUGAGGGUUCUACCACGGACUACUAGUGUCGGAACGAGUAGACGACGAUGGUGAUGAGGACGUGUGACUGUGAGUGUCUUACGAUUUCUGAGGGAUUUGAAUUGGAUUUGCCUAUAUAAUAUAUAUCUUCUCAAAUUGUUGACUUUUUUACUUCCAAAUUCCUGUUGCUUAUGAAAACUUUGGCGCCACUGUAAUUAUCUUAUAGGCUGGUUUUAUUGGGAAAAUGAACUUCACACACUUAAUUUCUGUUUAUUUUUUAACCUUGAUUUUA